AGGAAAUAAAUUAUCGACAAUUGAAUAAUUGUGAAGGUUUCUCUUCACUGUAUUCCAAACACGGCGAUUGCAAAUAAGAAGCAGUACCACAGGACGUGAGGGAUCUGUUAUGUACGUCGGUAAAGACUGCUACACUCAGCUGAGCUGAAAGUGGUAUGCAGAAAUUAUGCAGCUUGUCAGCUGGAUUUUUCUUCUCUGCUGUCAACUUGCCUGGUGUGGUGCAACUAGGUGAAGCCGUUAUAACUUCUAAAGGCUCAUGAUGGUUUUGCAACCUUUUAUUUCUACAACCCGGCUGGAUAAACUGACUCGCAUGUGAACUCAUCCGAAAUCAAUGGCGAUAAAUGAGUAUUAAAAAUGCCGUCCAGUGGUGAGUUGCUGCUAUUACUGAUUGCGGGUGUUUUAAUUCAACAAAGUGCUUCGCCCACAUAUGCACAAACAAAUUUCGCACUUAAUCAAGAAACGAUUGUUUCGUCAAACGAUACCUGUGGUUUGCAAGGAAAGGAUGAAUUCUGUUUUGCUGUUGACCGCUUCCAUCGAUGUCAGAAGUUUGAUUAUUGUGAUGCCGAUUGUCCAUUCGGAAGAAAUGAACUUGUUAGCGUGGAUAUUGUUGCUACGGGAAUGUUUCACGGACAGGUGAAUUUGUUUGCAAAUCAAUCCAGUGGAUUAUGCCAUAAGCAAGUAUUGACCACUGUUCAGUUCAAUGGCGCCAAUGGCUUUAUUUCCAAGUCAACAGAGAUUUUGUCAUUAUUUAGGGAAUCUGAAGGAAUGACACUAACCAUCCAUCUGAGCCAAUACCCAGGGGACAAGGGCAAAAUCAUAAGCAAAGAGGACAACAGCAGUGUACACUUUGUCUUGUCUGCAGACAGUACAACUGACCAUCAGAUAGUUCUGGAAUAUAUGACUGCAAGUGGGUUAAGUAGCAGUUUGCUCAUCAACAACAGUUUAGCGGAUGAAAAGUGUCAUCAUGUUGCUGUGGUACUCUUUGGUUCUGUUAUUCAACUGUUCAUUGAUACAGAGCUUGUUGCUGAAGAGAUCACUUACAAAAAUCUUUGGGACAGAAGUGGGAUUAUCCUCUUAGGGGGGAGACCAAAUGCUUCACAAGAUGAUUAUUUCAAAGGAGAGCUUGGCUCCUAUCUUUAUGUGGGAACACUCCUUCCUUCAGAGAUUAAGACGGAUGCUUUGGGGAAAACCCCUCAUAAGCCCCGUCUUGCAGCACACUGUAGAUGUAAUGUGGACUACCCAAAAGUGUCCAUGGACCCAGAUGGUCUUUUCUGUGUCAAUCCCAAAAACAACAAUACAGUGAGGCGUGUAAAUAACAAGGCACAUUUUGAAGGCAUGGCCAAUGAUGGAAACCUCAGCACAUGGUGGCAGUCCAAGGGAACAAGAGUCCCACUUAAUUUUACAGUCAGCCUUGGGGGUGUGAAACAAGUCUUGGUUGUCAGAAUAUCAUUCAAAUGGUGGCCACCAAAGGAUCUGGUUCUUUCCAAAUCUGCUGAUUAUGGGGAAACAUGGUUACCAUGGCAAUAUUUUUCCCAAGAGUGUGAAACAACCUUUAAUAUGGAAGCUGAAGGGAGACUGGACUCUCCUGACAGUGUCAAUUGUGUUGAAAGAUUUUCACACCCAGUCCCUCACGAGACUGUAACAUUUUAUUUACUUCAGUCUUCGAGGCCAGCAUCAAAUACUUUUGAAACAAAUCAAACUCUUCAGGAUUUUUCAUUUGCCACUCACGUUAGAUUGACAAUGAUGUCAUUUUUGGGAAAUUCAGCAGAGAAAACAGAUUAUUUUGCAAUAUCUGAGCUUGAAGUCUUUGGAAGAAAUUGCUCUUGUCUUUUGCCAGUAAAUAGUACCUGUGUUUGUGAUGGUGCUAUUACCAGACCGCCAAACUGCAUUGAAACUGUGAUCUUUGACAGCGACUUCUACAAGAGGAGUAUCUUUGAUGAAACGCCACUUGAGGUAUCUAUACUGCAAGUUUACGCCAGGAGUCUGUGUUCGGGUUAUCUUCCAGUGUCUUACUUCAUAGUAGAAAGAAAUGACUCGCAGUCCUUUCAGAUUGAAAACACAACAGGAAUUUUUAAACUUCGAAGUUACGUUGCCUUAAACAGUACAUUUCGUUUUCUUGUUGGAGCCCGACUCCAAGGCGGCGCGGAACAUCAGGUUAACAGUUCGAAGACAAUUGUAUUAAUCAAAGUUAUAACCCGCGCCACUUUAGAGUCGCGAACUGUUGUGAAUUUUGAAACACAGAAGUUAGGUUUUCUUCAAGGGAGGACGUCAAACCGCGUAAGGCAGCUUGGUUUCUUCGUUAACGAUUUUCCAGGUAGUGAAGGAAGUGUUCGCGCUUUUGUUGGAAAAGUGAGUGCUGAAGCAAAUUAUUCGACGACGCGAGAACCAGCUACUCAUGUAAAGGCUAUGUUGGUCAGCGCAGAUGUAUACUGGGACAGGCCUGUGGUGCGUGUUAUCGCGCAGGUGCAGGACUCCUCAUUUAAUGUGCGUACAUUGGUGGAUGAAAGUAAGGUUGUUGUCAAAGUCGACCCCAGUGCUAAGCUGUUAGCUAUUGAUGGAAGCCUCUUACUAUCGGUCGCUAAGCCAAGUGCGUCUACUGGAAUUGCCGAGAUACAGGUUCCCUUACCUUCUAAAUGGUUUUUAGACCCCUCUCUUUUCGAUCCUGAGGUUCUUACCAUCACGUACCGUCUGCUUAACUCUGCCAAGUCUCCCACGUUUCUAGGUAACGUCACAGUUCAUCCAGGAAGCAAAACGCGGUUGUUUUCGAAUGACGUGUAUGGUAUGCUUCCUUUUGAAACGGUGUAUAUAGGCGGGGUAUUCAGCUUUCCAAUUUACUGUGACUCAUCCUAUGCCGUAGCCUCCUUUGGAAUAAGGAUAGUAAUUGGUCCGUCACUUGUCAUCACUGGAGUACAAGUUGAUAGUCAGCGCUGGGCCCAUGUUGCUGUCAAUCACAGCUCUUUUGAAUGGGUUGUGAGUGCCACAUUAACUGAUCCUGAAGCAGCUCCUCAGGGAUUCGUCAAAAAAGCGAAACUUGUCAGCGUCGAUGUCAAGGUACAGGACACAGCUGUUAUCAAUGCAAGCGCAAACGCAACAGUUACAGCCGAGGUGACAUACCUCAGUAAUAUCAACAACGAGGAAAUUGAGAUUGGUGGCCAAUUACACCCAAUCAAGGUGGCCAUGCUCGAUGGUUUUAACCAAUCUCGACACACGAUAGGGAUGAUACGACUUUCUGCCAACGGUGUCAAGGAACUAAGAGCAUACGCUGAAUCUGCUGAUUUAGUAAACACAGCUGUCAUGGAUGGACGAAUCGUGACUGCGAACAUAGCUCUUUUGGCUAUUCAACGAUCAGGCGACGUCAUCCUGCUUCCAGAAGCAAAUUGCACGAGUUUAUCAGAAGCUGUGCAAGUAACAAAGAACUGUUCAAACGUGUUUCUAAACGGUAGCGAACCCGAAGGAUCAGCAGAAGCACAAGUAAAAGUCCAAUUUGGUCAAAUAAACACCAUCGUGUCAGUUCGUGUAUGGUUCCCUGUUCUGCCUAUGAACCUGACUCUGUUUCACUCGGAGCUCGCAGCAGUCUCUGGUUGGUUGCAAUUCAAUGCAUAUAGCGGUAAAUGCGAUCAGCGGUAUCAGUGGACCAGGGUCGAGUCUGAAGCCCAGUUUACCUACGAUAAAGUCCACUUUGAAAACAUAUCGACGACGAGUUUAGUUCGUGAUCUUCUCAUAAGUGCGAAUGAGUCUAUAGCGACUGUGGAUAACUUAGGAAACGUGUAUGGAAUGUCUCCCGGUCAAACUGUUAUCAGAGCCGUAAAUCCGCUGACUGGUAAUUUCCUGGGAAGUACUGAAGUUAAGGUGACUGCAUUAAGGCGAGUCGCUGUUCAAUUGAUCGACGUUGUCAUGGUAACCAAUCUAAGUGUCAUUAUUCCUGACCCGCCCUAUCCGAGAUUGUCAACACAAAUGGCGGAGGCAUUUGUUCACCAAGAUUUGCGUCGUGAUCAUGCACGUGGGGCGCUCGUGGCUUUUGUCACUUUUGAGGAUGGCAGACGACAAAAACUGAACUCUGCACUUGGCCUUCAGCUCAAGUCACUUGAAAUCCACGUGCUCAGAAUCACUGGCCAAUCAGAAGCAGUGUCUGUCGGUUCUGGGUCUGGCGUUCUUCAGGCUAAUUGGGUCUUGCCUCCCAGCCGUUGUUAUCCAAAUGGAUAUAACCUUGGAGUGGGUUAUGAAUUGACGAAUAUAAGUUUGUUACCUCCAGUAAGACUUGAAAUAAACGGCAUCAGUCCACAGAUAACUUUCCCUGGAGACAAAUCCACUGUAGCAGGGAUACCAACAUCAAGUUACAUAGCAGUGACCUUAGUGUUCGAGAACGAACAUCGAGUCGACAUGAGCUCUGACUCGAGGACUAUUUAUGACUUGAGCAAGUCUGAAGGUUUUUUCAGUGUACAGCGCGAUCAUAACAACGCUCCUGUUAUUACACCAAACUCGCUAGGCAAGUCGGGCAAAAAAGAUCUUGUAGUGCGUUUUACUCAUUUCUCAAUCACGAGUUCUGUUUCGGUCAAUAUCGUGACCUACACAGCUCUGGUGUUACAUGCCAAGCCCUACCCACCCUAUCCAGGAGCUCCUCUGAUCAAUUCGCUGAGCCUUGUCGCUGAUACAAACGCACACGAAAUGGCGUCGCUAAGCCUAGCAAUGGUUUUGAGUGAUUCUUCAAAGUAUGAUAUUACAGGACACCAAUUGACGUCAUUUUCAUCCAGAUCUCCAGACGUGAUUGUCGGACAAAAGGCUGCAAACCGCGUAAGAGUAAAGUCUGGCCCGACGGCUAGCCUUGCUUUUCUCGAUGGAAAAUUUGGUAAUGUGGACAGUACAGAUUUAAUAAUAUUUAUUAGAAGCUCUUCAGUGAAUGUGACAAGCAUUUCUAACCUUGUCUUACUCCCUGAUAACAAUCAAACUUUGUCUGGAGUGGAGAAUUCCCUUGUGGCACAAGUGCAGCUGUCAUUGACAUUUGACAAUGGAAGACUCGUGACACAGUUUUACGACGGAAACACUGCUUUAUUCCCGGGGUUGAUAUCUUUGACAAGUGAAAAUAAUAAUAUUUUCACCGUAGACUCUUCUACAGGUCAAGUAACUCUUCGACGUAACUAUCACCAAACACUCUCUCUGACUGCAACUGUUGCAGUUUCUCUGGUUACAUCCAGCUUGACAGUGGCUUGUAACCUUUUGCCGGCCGUUGGUGACGUCGACCUCGGUGAAGAGAUCGGAUUACCGUUACCCCCAAGACAUGAUGGAUCGUCAUUUCAAAUUCAAGUUCGUUUGAACGCUGGGGAAAGGCAAAGCGUCAAGAAGAUCGAUCUCACCCUCACUUAUGAUCGCUCAAAGCUUGCUGUGAUGUCUGUUAGAAAAGGAAGUGUAUGGAAUAACUGUGUAUCUGACUUGAACACCUUAGGACAAAUUUCCUUGGACUGCUUGAGUGACUCACCCUUGAAUGGCAUUGUCAGUGUAGCGGACAUAACUUUCAAUGCCACCAGCUCGGGUUUGGCUUCCAUUCUGGGCUCUGUAAACACGGAUACCCAUGGCUUGUCUUCUCUUGUAGCAGGAAACGUUGAUCAGGAAGUUGUGGGAAGCGGACAAAGAAGACGACGAAGCGCUGAUGAUCAGAAUAGGCGUGACCUGCUUGAAGUUCAUAAACAACGCAUGCGUAGAGCUGUUCCGUCUGCUACUUCAACUUGCCAAGGCGACAAGCUACCCCUCCCUGGUGAUGUCAACAGAGAUUGCCUGUUUGACCUCGGAGAUGUCAUCUUCGUUCUCAGAUAUUAUUCUUUCUCCAUCUUUAAUUUCUCGGACGCGACAGGGAAUCUAUUCCGCCAAUCACUGCCAUACAACAAAACCCGUGAUAUUGAUGUUGACAGGAACAGUGUCGUGAACCCAGCUGACGCGUUUUAUCUUGUGAGAGUCUUUCUUGGUUUAGUUCGCUUUGUUUCCCAAGUUAAUGUAAUACCCGUUCAGGUCCUUAGCUCUAAUUGUCAGCUUUCACUCAGUGUCACUUUAACAUCAAAGAAUGGCCCCGCCUCUGAUGUGAACACUUUUGUUUUCUUCGACAUCACUUACAGAGGAAGUGCCAUCAAUUUCGCAGGGACUGGAGGAACCCAAAGAGGUGUUGGUAUCUAUGGAAAUCUCAUCAGGGGAGUUAGCAGAGGAAAUGGAAGUUUUGGUGUCCAAGCUCCUUUUGUGCGUGUUCAAAAUAGUAUUGGCCUUAGUGUUUUCCACGUAACCAUUGAUAACAAUAACAGAACAAGUUUUACGCGAACGGCUGCCUUGUUUGGCAACCCACACCCUCCAUAUUUACUCCCCAUAAGAUUGUCUUUAGACCUACCUGUUGGCAAUCAAACUAUCAGCGUUAACACAAACAACAACUACAGCCCUUUUGUCGCAUUCAAUAAUACACUCUCCUCGGCGGAUUGCACUAACACCUUUGCGCCACAAUUUGAAACGAUCUUCUACCACGCUAAUGUCUCGGAAAAUGCAACUGUGAAUGCCUCGGUUAUCACCGUUAAUGCCACAGACCUCGAUCAUGAGAAAAGUGGCAGAGUGAGCUAUAGCCUUGUCAGUGCCGAAGUGCUUCCUUUUGUGAUAAACUCAACUUCAGGCGUCCUUCGAGUUGUGUGUUGCCUGAACAGAGACGAGAAAGCCCGGUACAAUGUGACAGUUAGGGCUACAGACGGAGGGGCUCUGGGUCGAGAAAAAUUUGCCGAUGCGUAUGUGGUCGUUUUGAUCAUUGACGUGAAUGACAACGCUCCGGUUGUCAAUCAAAUUGUACCGAGUCAUAUGAUCAAGAUCCCAGAGAAUGCUGCCUUGGGUAAUCCACUGGUCAGGAUCGUUGGAUCUGAUGAAGACAUCGGGGAAAAUGCUCGGAUUAGUUACAGUUUUGUUGGGAAUUCUUCUGCAAAUCAAUUUCUUUUUAUAAAUGCCACAACGGGUUUGGUAACGUUGAAGAGUUCCUUACAAGGAAAAGUUGGUUAUAUGUUUAAGAUUUUAGUGCUCAUUUCAGAUCAUGGUAUUCCAGUGUUAACUACAAACGCAACAGUGGAAUUUCUUGUCACUUACGCUUCUGAUGUGAACAUAUUUUUUGUUUCCCAGUUUUAUGCGGUCAACUUGACAGAAAAUAGUGCGAUGAAUUCAAGCGUUCUCAAAGUUAAGGCUUAUGUUCCCGGACUUCCUGAUGCUAGUAUUUUUUAUUCCCUUACCGAGGAGGUCGCAUUUAGAAUCGAUUCAUCAGAUGGCACGAUAUUAGUGAAUUUCACAAUUGAUAGGGAAAGCAUUGAAGUUUAUUCACUGACUGCAACUGCGGAAUAUGGACACAAUAUCAGUACCAAUGCCACAGUAAAUAUCACUGUUUUAGAUGAAAACGACAAUGCUCCCGUACCAGAUCCUGUCCCACUUCAGGUCAUUCCGUACAAUUUGCCGGUAGGCAACGAAAUGUGUCGGGUCAAUGCAUCGGACAGAGACGAUGGACUUAAUGCUGUGCUAAAGUUCAGUCUUCUCGGAGACGUCUUUAAACACUUCCUCAUAGACAGAGAAAAUGGCGCGAUCUUCUUAAACUCUUCAUUGCUUGAUCUUAAGAACAGUUUCAUACAGCUGUACGUUGAAAUUUCUGAUUCAGGUGAACCUUCACUUACAAGUAACUUGACAGUCAACAUUUCAAUCCAGUUUCCACCUCGGUUUUCGUACAGUGUCGUCAGCAUCAAUGUGUCUGAAGAUAUUUCUAUCGGCGAGCAAGUGUUCACAUUUAUCCCAAUGAACAUUUCUGGACAAGGCUUCAGCACGUAUUUUAUCAUUGUAGAUAGAAACUAUGGACAAAAAUUCUCCAUUAGUAAUGUCAGCGGAGAGGUAGUUGUUCAAGACCAUUUGGACAGGGAAGAAAUAUAUUUUUAUUCUUUAUCCAUCCAUGCCUCAAACCUUGCAGUUGAACGCUUCGCCGAAAUAAAAACAACAAAACUGUUACUCAAUGUCACCGUUCUUGACAUCAAUGACAAUGCACCAUACUUGGACUCAAUUCAGCCAAUUGUCAUAAGGAAUACUGCCCACGUGGGAUACACAUUGUUACGUUUGAACGCCACCGAUGCCGAUGAAGGUCUUAAUGCGCAACUGCAGUACAAAAUCACUUCCGGUAACGAAUUGAAUAAAUUUGUUAUCAACGAGCUUGGUUUUCUUCAGCUGAACAGUUCCCUUCUCUAUACCACUGUUCCUUUCUUUUCUCUUGUUGUGAAUGUUUCUGAUCAUGGUUCUCCAAUGCUGUUCAAUACAACUGUAAUUAACGUGACAGUUGAAGAUGACCGCAGUCCGCCUCAUCUUAAUCAAACUUUCUACAAUGUCUCCUUGUAUGAAGACAGCCUUCCUGGGAGCCAACUCGUUUCUGUUUUUGCUACCGACCCAAAUGGAGAUAGAAUUCGUUACAAUAUAUCUUCAACAUUCACUAACAUUACUUCUGUCUUCAGGGUGAAUGUAUCCACAGGAAUCAUCACAACAGUGAAGGAGCUUGAUCGAGAGAUCACUGACAAUUACAAGUUUGCAAUAAUUGCUUAUAAAUACUCACCGUUAACAGGGCAGCAAUACACAGAUAAUGCUACAAUAAGCGUGCGCGUUAUGGAUGUUAAUGACGCACGUCCUCACUUUUCAAAAGAAGUUUACACGUUGGAGUUUGACGAGGAAAACCUUCCCGGGAUGGUGUUCAUGACAAUCAAUGCUGAUGAUAAUGACCAGGGAGUGAAUUCUCUUCUGUCGUAUAGCAUUAUUUCAGGAAACGAUAGUAUAUUCAGCAUAAACAAUUCUACUGGUGAAAUAAGCGUGUUGACAACUCUUGACUACGAGAACGUGCAGCAAUUGAAUUUAACCGUGCAAGCUAAGGAUCUUGGGAUACCACCUCUCGAAGCCAACGCGUCCGUUGUAAUUUGCAUUAGAGACAUCAAUGAUAAUGCUCCUAUUAUCGAAGGUAAUUUUUCGGGAAAGCUGAAUUUACUGGAAAGCGUGCAGCAAGGUACAUCUGUGAUCAGAAUUAAUGCCACGGAUGCAGAUAGUGGUCUCAAUUCAAAUCUUUCUUUCUCAAUCGUGGAUGGAAAUUUAAGUGGUGCGUUUAACAUAAACCCCACAACUGGCCUCAUCACAACAGCUACACAACUGGAUUAUGAGAAGACACGGAUUUACACAUUAAAUGUGAGCGUGCAUGACCGAGGGAUCCCUCCACUAUCAAACAGUAUUCUGGUUAAAAUCCAAGUGAUUGACGUGAAUGAUAUGUCACCAUUCAUUCACCCUUUGUCUCCUUUGUAUGUCAGAGAGAGCGUACCAGUUGGUACAAUGAUUGUUCGAGUAAACGCCACUGACGGUGACUCUGGCACAAAUGCGGCUCUUAACUACACCAUAGUGUCGGGUAACAAGGCCGCAGCCUUUUCUAUCAACGAGACAAAUGGUGUUAUAACUACAGCGCAUGCACUGGAUCAUGAAAAUGUUUCACUGUACUCGUUAAACAUCUCAGUCAACGACAAAGGAGUCCCACCUCAGUCGUCCAAAACUCGAGUUAUGAUUCACGUCGUCGAUGUGAACGAUCACCGCCCAAUAUUCACUCAAGAUAUUUACCAAACCAGCCUCUACGAGAACUUAACAGUUAAUUCAACUGUUUUAACUGUACAUGCGAGAGAUUUAGACGUUAGUUCCGCGGGUGGAAUCGUAUACAGCAUACAUGAAAGCAGCGAUAACGACACUUUUGUGAUAGGUGGCUCGACAGGAGAAAUCAAAGUUAUAAAGUCGUUAGAUUUUGAGAAAACGAAGAAUUACCAUCUGGUUGUGAAGGCAAUCGACAUAUUUCUUCCUAACACCUCUCUCCACAUCAUUGGAAACGUGAGUUCAUCAGGUUCAUUCUCAAGCUUUGCAAACGUCACUCUUUCUGUGCUAGACGUGAAUGACAAUCCUCCUAUAUUUACAAACAGUUUCUAUUCCGUUUUAAUCUCGGAGAACCUGCCGGCAGGUUCAGUUGUUGCUCAAGUUAACGCAACCGAUGACGAUUUUGGGAAGAAUGCAGAUAUUACAUAUGAAAUGUUGGCAUCCAAUCAAGCCUCUCAGCUGUUUGUUAUUAAUUCUUCAACCGGCGAAGUGAAAACUAAAUUAUCUCUAACAGAUGCAAAUUAUUUGACCUUCAACUUAUCGCUAUUUGCCUUAGACAUGGGCUCACCGUCCUUGAACAACACCGGUUUAUUGCAAAUACGUAUCAAUUACAAUGUUACGUUCAAGUACAACGAGACGCGUCCUUUCACCUACGCCAUUCAGGGUGCGUUUCAGGUCGAACCUGUAGUCAUGUUGAGCUGCGUUCGUGCUGAGACUACCCUUGGUUUAUUCUCUGGGUUGUCAGCAGAAUUACAGGUCAGCACAGGGAGCAUCCAUUACGUAAGUGAGCUUGAAGUGUUCAGAGAACCCGCUUUAUACCUGAAAUCAGUUAUUGUCAGCGAUUCGCCAGACUAUCAGGUUAUACGGGUAGCCGUGCAGGUAUCUGACCUGAACUUCAAUGUUAGGACCUUGUCAACUGAAGUACACAUCAGACUUAUUAACCUAGAUACUUACUCUGAGGAAAAUACCAGCUGUGCUCCAUCAGCCAAUACUGGAAUAUGUGUUGGAAGUUUGCAUAUUCCUCUAAAAUGGCUGAACACAAGUGUUUCAUCCGACAAAGUUUUAGUGGAAUAUGGACUGUCUCGCUCAAAUAUGACAAAGCUGAAGCAGAUUGAUUUCAGAAAGAAAGAAGUGCCUCAAGUUGAACAGAACUUUCUUAUCAUGGCGCCUUUACAUUUACUACAUGUGGGAGACUCAUUGGUUCUCAAAGUGUACGCUCAGUAUACCAAACUCGUGCAGUUCUUUACUUUGAUCUUCACGCUGUCGUCUGGUUUGAAGGUCAAACAAGUGCAAGCUUCUCAAUCGUGGAGAAUUCAAUCGACAUUUAAUGGUGAAAACGAAUUUGUGGUGUUUGGUGUUAGAAAAAAUAGUCGCGGUGAGAAAACAACUUCUAUCGCUUUAUUCUUUACUAUCGAAGCAGAGAUCGCAGAAAAUGCCAUAUUAUCAAGUCCAGAAUACAUGGAAUGUGAAGUGAGGCACGUUAGUGACCAGGAAGGUAACCAGCUUAUUUCUGUGCCUAUGAGUGCCGUUUUUGAAGACGGAUUCGGAAGAAAUAAAAAAGGAUUUUUCGUUGUUGUUGAAGAUGACUUUGCAGCGCUUUUUGUCGUCCCUGAUUUGUCAGUCAUUAUAAACAGUGCUGUGCUGAAUGGAGAGCUGGUUGAAGUUCCGCUCAAGGUAGCUGGGGUGACUGCCAAAGGACGAGUUCUGAAUGUGACAAGUGUUACUUGUAUAAGUCUUGAUAUUGCUGUUUUAAAAGUUUCAGGUGACUGUUCCAGUGUUUAUGUAAACGGAAGUGAAACGCGAGGAUCAUCAUCAGUCACAGUCGAGUUUUAUUACAAGAAUCUCACCGCAAAUUCUUCUUUUGUUGUUUGGACACCCAUUAUUCCUAUAACGUUGAAUGUUAAACCAGCUAAGUUAAAGAGAAUACGUGACUGGUACGAUCCCAGUGAUUCAUGUAAGCCACGCUAUCAACAAGCGCGCUUAACGGUUACAGCGAAUUUUUCAAACGGGAAGCGAUAUUUCACCGGAGUUGAUGUCACACAGCUCGUUAAAGACAACUUUCAAAUUUCAAACAACAGUGUAGCUGAGAUUGUUAGUUUAAAUGUUCAUGGGAAAAGUGUUGGAAAGGUUACCGUUGAAGUUUAUAACCAUCGAAUGGGUCGUGCGCUCGGAGAAGUUGGUGUGGAAGUUCUCGAUGAAGACACCAGAGUGUAUGUUCUGAACGUAGUUAUUGCUACACGGGUUUUGGUCGUUCUUCCAAAGGUUUUAGACAGCUCUUUACAGCAUCCUGUGAGAAUUAACAUGGAGCAAAGAUUUUUAAUCCCAGAGGAUGAGGGUUCAGUUAUAUUAUCCGCACAAUAUAGUGACGGGGUGGUGAACACGUUUGAAAACCUAGAGGGCUUCUUCGUCAACUCUACAAACAACAGUCUGGUCAGGGUGGAAGGUGACCGCAUAACAGCUAUUAAUAAUAGCAGUGGCAAUGUACUUCGUGUGGUUGCGCACUCGGGUCAUUGCUCUCAGAGACCAGUCAUAAGUUAACAUGCCAACCUCGAUGUAAUU
This is a messenger RNA of Stylophora pistillata, 12207 nucleotides long. RefSeq lists its product as uncharacterized. Lineage: Eukaryota; Metazoa; Cnidaria; Anthozoa; Scleractinia; Pocilloporidae. Gene Ontology annotation, cellular component: catenin complex; plasma membrane. The record is from RefSeq and is a predicted model, not a curated record. Gene Ontology annotation, biological process: multicellular organism development; homophilic cell-cell adhesion; protein dephosphorylation. Gene Ontology annotation, molecular function: protein tyrosine phosphatase activity; beta-catenin binding; cadherin binding.